This is a messenger RNA of Pristis pectinata (smalltooth sawfish), 3338 nucleotides long. Its product is annotated as solute carrier organic anion transporter family member 1C1-like. NCBI's taxonomy places the organism in Eukaryota, Metazoa, Chordata, Chondrichthyes, Rhinopristiformes, Pristidae. Gene Ontology annotation, molecular function: protein binding. The transcript has 15 exons. The record is from RefSeq and is a predicted model, not a curated record. Bases 294 to 2360 code for a protein of 688 amino acids. Gene Ontology annotation, biological process: sodium-independent organic anion transport; transmembrane transport. Gene Ontology annotation, cellular component: membrane.
GCCGUUCUUGAGAAUGGCUCUCAACUAAAGGUGGGGAAGGCUGGAUUUCCUCUUGCUUCAAGACACCAGAAUCUGGGUUUCAAGAGUUAAAUGAAAGAGGGAUUUCACUGUGUUGAUCAUUAACGGAGUUGGCUAGGGCUCAGUGGAGAAUCGGGUCAUCAAAAGAUCCAUCCAUCCUUUGAACACGAGUUCCAAGGAAGGGAAGCCUCUUUUAGACUUUCUGUUAUUAAUCGUGGGGCUUCGGAUCUUCCCUCAGACUCUCACAUAACUUGUCCACUGUUUGAAGCACCACGAUGGAAAAUCCACUCAAGGAGAAGUUGAAUACAACAGUCAAUUCCCUGCCUCCAAAAGAGAAACGCUCCCAUUUUAACAAUUUAAAGGUAUUUCUUGCAGUCUUGUCCUUCUCGUAUUUUGCAAAAACAUUGUCUGGAAGCUAUAUAAAGAGUACGAUCACACAAUUGGAGAGACGCUUUGAUUUAUCCAGCUCGCUGAUUGGUAUCAUUGAUGGAAGCUUUGAAAUUGGGAAUUUGCUAGUGAUUUCAUUUGUGAGCUACUUUGGAGCAAAAUUGCAUCGACCCAGGCUAAUUGCAAUUGGAUGCCUCAUCAUGGGCCUUGGAACCCUUUUGAUAGCAUUACCUCAUUUCUUCAUGGGACGCUACAACUAUGAAACAGCACUUACAUUUUCAAGCAAUUCAACCACUGUCUCCCAGUGUUCAAAUGACUCCAGUAGCACAGGACCUGGGGAGAUUUCAAAUGUGCCACUUCCUGGUUGCGAGAAAGGAGGCUCACCAAUGUGGAUAUAUAUAUUCCUUGGUAAUCUUUUGCGAGGAAUUGGUGAAACACCAGUUACCCCAUUGGGGCUAUCUUAUCUUGAUGAUCAUGCCAUAGAGGAAAAUGCAUCUUUCUACAUAGGAAUUUUGCAUACAAUAGCCCUCGUGGGCCCAUUGUUUGGAUUUUUACUGGGAUCAUAUUGUGCCAAGAUUUUUGUUGACAUUGGAUUUGUUGAUUUGGAGAGAGUCACUAUUUCUGCAAGAGAUGCAAGAUGGGUUGGCGCUUGGUGGCUAGGAUUUUUAAUUGCUGGAACAGUUGCCAUUCUUUCUUCCAUCCCAUUCUGGUUCUUUCCAAAAUCUCUAACCAAGGAGUUAAGAAAGAAGGAACUAAGCAAAACCCGUGAAAAGAUGGAAUUUUUCAAACAGGAUCUGCAUGAACUUGCAGGAAACAAUGCUAAAUCACCGAUUUCUGCAACUGGUUUUAUUUCAUCAGUGAAAUCACUGUUUACUAACCACAUCUAUAUUUCGUAUUUGUUGUCGAUGGUCCUGCAAGUCAAUGCCUUAGUUGGCUUGCUAUCCUUUAAAGCCAAGUUCAUUGAGCAACAGUAUGGACAGUCAGCAUCCAAGUCCAACUUCCUAAUCGGACUCCUAAAUAUCCCUGCAGUGUGCCUUGGAAUUUUCUUCGGUGGUUUGGUAAUGAAAAGGUUCAAGCUGAAUAUUAUUCAAGCGAUAAAGAUGAACAUUGGGUGCAGUGUCGUGGGUUGGUUACUAGCACUCACCUAUUUUGGAAUGGGCUGUGACAAUUCUCGUGUGGCUGGUUUAACUGUCUCUUAUGAAGGCAACCCCCAGAUCUCCUUUGAGGGAAGUGGUCUGUACCACGACUGUAACAUUGGAUGCUCUUGCUCAAGGACACAGUGGGAGCCCAUUUGUGCUGGAAAUGGGAUUUCAUAUGUUACACCCUGUCUCGCUGGGUGCAAGACGUCUUCUGGAGCAGGGAAAAAUAUAGAAUUCCACAACUGCAGCUGCAUUUCUACUCUGGCCAUGAAUUCUUCAGCACUUCUGGGACAAUGUUCUAAAUCAGCUGAGUGCCAAAAGAUUUUCCCUUACUACUUGGCAUUUAGUGUGCUAAGUGCUUUUAGCUACUCCUUUGGCGCUAUUCCUGGAUUCAUGGUCUUACUCAGAUGCACUGAACCAGGGCUGAAAUCAUUGGCAAUAGGUGUACAAACUUUGAUAAUAAGAGCGCUUGCUGGAAUCCCAGCUCCUGUUUACUUUGGAGCUUUGAUAGAUAGAACGUGUCUGAAGUGGGGGAUGAAGAGAUGUGGGGGACAAGGGGCUUGCAGGAUGUAUGACUCUAAUACUUUCAGGAACAUCUUCCUAGGAUUACAGACAAUUUUGCGUGGAUUUGGUAUACUUGUGUUUUUGCGCAUCCUGAUGCUAGCAAAGAGACAAUUUCAAGCCAAAGGCCAGCACACAGCAACCAAAUGUGAUACUGAAGUAAUGCCUUUUCAGGACAAGGACUGUGGGCCUGGCAAUGGAGAUCUUCCAGCCAAAGUGAAGACCAGUGACCCAAUAAAGGAAUCACAUGUCUAAAAUAAAAACUUCAUUCCCAGGUGUAUAUAAAAAAAAGUAUUAAUAGUUUUCAAGUUAGACAUUUUAAAAGCAAAAUGUUUCUAGGUUUUAUUUUUGCUAAUUAUCAAAUUGAAAUAAUUUAUGUCUUAAGAUUCCAAGAAUUGUAUGGAAUAUUACACUAACUCUGCUUUUAAAUGUGAGAGGCAGUAAAGUUUUCUGUAUCAAAUAGGAUAUCUGCAUGAGAUUUAUUUUCAAAGAGGAAUUGUUGUAUCUGUGGAACAAUAACUGUGAAGUGAAAUUUACACUUUAAGCAGGUGCCUGAACAUGGGUUGAAAAUUGGGUUUUGCACAACCCCCCCCCCCCCCCCCCCUCAGUCACAUUAAGGCGACUAUUGGCAAAAAAAACCUACCCUUUUUGUACUGUGGUGAACUUGGUAUAAAACAGGAGAUAGACCACAAACCUGUUUGUGACAAAGUUCUGCUGAAGGGUUUUCGCUGAAACAUAACUCUUUCUCUUUGCACAGAUACUGCCUGAGAAUUUCCAGCAAUUUUGUUUUUUAAUUUCACCACAGCUCGUUUUGUGCAUGUGUUGAACACUGUCCUGUUUUGUCCUAAUCUUUCAAUUGUUGGGCACAGGCUACUGGGUAGAUCAAAAAUGAGUAUUUUUAAUGCCUUUGCUUGCUACUGGGACUUGGAUAAAAGGGGUUGUUCACUCCCUGAGUGAUUUAUUCAUUUUAUUCAUCUGUUUUCCAUCAAUUCAAUAAUGGCAGUUUAGUGUGCACGAAAUCCAGUUUAUUGGACCACUUAAGUGCUUUUAAUCUUUGACUUCUCUGCACCUAACUCUAUCUUCGUAACAGCAUUUAUUACCAGGGUCGUGAUGCAUUCUGCCCUUCGGCAGACAGAAUGAAAAGGAGCAUAUGGUAACAUUGCUUUAGACCUGUUGUUUUAAAUAUUUAUCUUUGCAUGUUCUUAAUUCAAAAAAUAAAAAUUUUCCCUGAAA